AUGUUUGAAAUCUUGGAGGCAGACAUUGUGAUUAUGCAGGAGACAAAGAUACAGCGCAAAGACCUUGGCGAUGACAUGGUUCUCGUCCCCGGCUGGGAUGUCUUCUUCAGUCUCCCGAAAUACAAGAAAGGGUAUUCUGGCGUUGCGAUUUACACUCGCAAUGCCACGUGCUGUCCAAUCCGCGCCGAGGAGGGUAUCACAGGCAUUCUCACACCUCCCAACUCAUCCACCAGCUUCCGCGAGCUGCCUGAGGCUCAACAGAUCGGCGGCUACCCACGACCGGGCCAGCUGCCAGGCGAGGUGGACGAGGCGACGCUCGACUCCGAGGGACGAUGCGUCAUCCUCGAGUUCCCAGCCUUUGUCCUGAUCGGCACCUACAGCCCCGCCACGCGUGAUUCGUCGCGUGACUCGUUCCGAUUAGGGUAUCUCAACGCCCUCGACGCGCGGGUGCGGAACCUCGUGGCGGCAGGGAAGCAAGUCAUCCUGGCGGGGGACCUGAAUGUGACUCGUAACGAGAUUGAUACGUGUAAUGUCAGGGAGGCACUGCGCAAGGAGGGCAUGUCGGUGGAGGAGUGGAUGGGGUCCCCGAGUCGACGAUUGUUCAACCAUCUGGUCUUUGACGGGCAGGUUGCCGGCCACAGGGACGAAGGAAGAGAAACGCCAGUGCUAUACGACUUGACGCGGGUCUUUCAUCCCACACGACAGGACAUGUUUACCUGCUGGGACACGAAAAGAAACAUGCGGCCGGCCAACAACGGUAGUCGAAUCGACUACAUCCUCUGUUCCGCCGGUAUCAAGGGCUGGUUCACAGACUCCAACAUUCAGGAGGGCCUGAUGGGAUCGGAUCACUGUCCCGUAUACGCAGUCCUUGGCGACACGGUCAAAGCCAACGAUAAAGAUGCAUCUGUGCUGGACCUCAUGAACCCCAAAGGCAUGUUUUGGGACGGCAAGCGGCUCAGAGAGUGGUCAGCCAAAGACCUGCUCCCCUUGUCAGCCAAGCUCAUCCCUGAGUUCGAUCGCAGGCGGAACAUCCGCGAUAUGUUCAUGAAAAAGCCCGUCGCAAAAACCUCACCAAGCCAGACUCCGAAUUCUUUUGAGUCGCAGAGUAUCAUGUCCAACGAGCCACCCACACUUCAAGAACAAGACGAGCCAGAGGUCUACCAACAAGAUACUCCAGAACCAUCAGCUUCCCAAGCAUCCGUCCAGUCCAACCCUGGCAUUCCGUCACUCGUCCUUAUGAAUGCAAAACCAGCGUCCUCGCAACCGAAUUCUCCCGUAAAACGACCACUAGAAACGACGGCGCCAACGAGACGUCCCGCAAAGAAGACAAAAACCAACGAAGCCGAUUCUUCCAAGCAGAGCACCCUCACAGGCUUCUUCAAACCCAAGCAACCGUCCUCAAAACCGACUCCCGCCAAGCCCGACGCGACGGAGACAAUUCAGUCAUCGCCCAUGAAUAACAAAAGCGGCGUUGUAGCUGCAGCGUCAAACGUCCUGGCGCCACCGGCCCCUUCCCCGUCGUCCUCGGCGUCGACGUCCUCUUCCGCCGCCGCCACGGCAUCUGCGCUUGACGCCUUGGAAAGGGUGUUUGACCCCAUCGAGGCCAAGGAGUCUUGGUCCAAGUUUAACCUGGGGAAGAGGGUUGUGCCUAGGUCGGGAGAAAAAGAGAAGGGGACGGAGUGGAGGUGCGGAACCUUCAUCUGGAGCAGCGACUGGAAGAAAGAGCAGUCUUAG
Molecule: messenger RNA, 1734 nt
Organism: Colletotrichum higginsianum IMI 349063
Lineage: Eukaryota; Fungi; Ascomycota; Sordariomycetes; Glomerellales; Glomerellaceae
Product: DNA lyase
Exons: 3
Coding region: 1-1734 (577 amino acids)
Biological process (GO): base-excision repair
Cellular component (GO): nucleus
Molecular function (GO): DNA binding; endonuclease activity; phosphoric diester hydrolase activity
Source: RefSeq, a predicted model, not a curated record